AUGCAAGGUUUGAAGCAACUGAUACGACGACGUUCCAAUCUCAGAGAUUCGAUUUUGGCUUCCAUUUCCACCGCGCAACCUGAUAAUUUCCAUCAUUCACUCCCUUCUCAUCAUUUGGCUCGCCUCACCCCCAAACGCUUCCUCGAUUGGCCCCAGUUUAGCAAUAAGGAAGCAAUUGCAAAGGAGCGAGCUCGAAUAAAUGAUGAAAUGAAAAGGGGAUAUGUUGCUGAUUUGGCUGAGAUCAAGCAACAUGGCGGUAAGGUUUCUGUAGCUAAUAAAGUGAUUAUACCGGCAAUGAUGGCUAUGAAAUUUCCUGAUAUCCAAGUCAGCUUCCCAGAUGGUAAAAUAAUGAAGCUUCCAAUUCGUAUUUCUGAUAAGGCAGUUGAUUCCGACGAAUCAUCUGUUCCAAAGGCAUCUUUGGUUUGUCUUUCAUUCCGAGGAUAUUCCGAGAAAAUGAUUGAUUCUUGGAGCGUGCCUUUUGCUAAAACAUUCAGUAACUCGAAAGAUACUCAUUUAUAUAAGGUAUCAUUUAUAGAUUCAUGGUUUUUAUGUCUACCUCCUAUAAAAAAUUUCCUUAUGUGGACAAUCAAGAAACCUAAUCACAAUGAAAACAAGGAUACACUUGAAGCGAAAAUGGUGUAUUCAUUUGGCGACCACUAUUAUUUCAGAAAAGAACUAAACUUAGAGAAUCUCCUCACUGGGUAUGUCUUCCUACUAGAUAAUUUUGGUAGGAUAAGAUGGCAGGGCUUUGGGAUGGCAACAGAAGAUGAAGUUUCUUCCCUUCUUUCUUGCACAUCACUUCUUCUAGAUUCGUAA
This is a messenger RNA of Lathyrus sativus (Indian pea), 816 nucleotides long. NCBI's taxonomy places the organism in Eukaryota, Viridiplantae, Streptophyta, Magnoliopsida, Fabales, Fabaceae. The record is from the annotation of a GenBank genome assembly.